Messenger RNA from Colletotrichum lupini, 264 nucleotides. RefSeq lists its product as uncharacterized. Bases 1 to 264 code for a protein of 87 amino acids. Lineage: Eukaryota; Fungi; Ascomycota; Sordariomycetes; Glomerellales; Glomerellaceae. The record is from RefSeq and is a predicted model, not a curated record. The transcript has a single exon.
AUGCUUGUACACUCGCGAAUACAUACCUCUAAGUUGCGGGUGCUGACGAUCUGGAGGUGGCAUCAUGGUCGUAUCUAUGAGGUCUUGUUUGACAAGUGUUCAUACAUCCUCCCCGAGGUGGCUGACAAGUUUGUCCACAGCUUCAUGAAGGACGUUCCGCUAACCUCUUCCUAUGAGGAGGUCAACGACCUGGGUAUCCUGACGAAGGAGAACCUCCUGAACAUCGGCAACCAGGUCAACUCCGAGUGGGAGAAGAGACCGUAA